This is a messenger RNA of Sparassis crispa, 1515 nucleotides long. RefSeq names its product Nitrate transporter. NCBI's taxonomy places the organism in Eukaryota, Fungi, Basidiomycota, Agaricomycetes, Polyporales, Sparassidaceae. Gene Ontology annotation, cellular component: membrane. The coding region runs from base 1 to 1515 and encodes 504 amino acids. The transcript is spliced from 15 exons. Gene Ontology annotation, biological process: nitrite transport; nitrate transmembrane transport. Gene Ontology annotation, molecular function: nitrate transmembrane transporter activity; nitrite transmembrane transporter activity. The record is from RefSeq and is a predicted model, not a curated record.
AUGUCUAUGUCGUCUACUACCCUCGAAUCAGAGUUUACUUUGUGGCAGUCCCUCACGCAAGCCCAUCUCAAUCCUUUGAACAAGAAAUGUGUGACUCUCCCCAUCCUUAAUCUUAGAAACCAAUACUCGCGCAAUUUCCAUUUGUCAUGGCUUGGAUUCUGGGUCGCAUUCCUUUCCUGGUUCGCAUUCUCGCCUCUGAUUCCUGUGGCAGUCAAGAAGGACCUCAAUUUGACGGCGGCCCAGAUAGGAAAUUCAAACGUAGUAUCUUUGUGCUCAACUCUCGUAGUCCGCAUCAUCGUCGGUCCUCUGGUUGACCGCUAUGGUCCGCGAAAAGUGAUGGCAGGACUUCUCGUGAUAGGCGCCAUUCCAUCAGGUCUCGCAGGCACCAUCGCAACUGCGCAAGGGCUCUACAUCGUACGGUUCUUUAUCGGCAUCCUCGGUGGGACUUUCGUGCCUUGUCAGGCGUGGACGACAGCGUUCUUUGAUAAGUGCGUCGUAGGGCGGGCGAACGCGCUCGCUGGUGGGUGGGGAAACGCGGGCGGCGGUUUCACGUUUAUUAUUAUGGUCGCACUGUAUGACCGCUUGAUUGCGGAUAGACUCGCGUCGCACGUGGCCUGGCGAGUUGCAUUUGCGAUCGUCCCGGUCCCGGUGUUGCUGUUUACUGCUGCUGCAGUUCUCGCGUUCGGGACGGAUCAUCCAAACGGCCGGUGGAGUGACAGGCAUGGUCCUACUCCCAGUGAACCCGACGUCACUGAAACCGAACAGGUGCAAACUGAACACCACAAAAACGCCUUCUACCUGCGGGACAACGAGAAAAAGAGUGAAAGGGUAAAUGUUCAGGUGGAUCCUGCAGAAGACGGCUUGGCCUCUCUGGAUACAGCCGUGAAUGAACCGUUGACAUGGAGCCUUUCGUAUCAGCUUCUCGUCUCGUCGCUGACCUGGCUGCCGUCCUUGGCCUACUUGACGUCAUUCGGAUUUGAGCUUGCCAUGGACGCGAAUCUCUCGAACGUGCUAUACGACCUGUAUUCUUCGCGUUCGUUCGGGCAGACAAAGUCCGGCUAUAUUGCAAGUAUCUAUGGAUUGUUGAAUGUUUGGACCCGGCCCUUUGGAGGAUAUCUCGGGGAUGUGAUCUAUCGCCGCUUCGGAGUGCCCGGCAAGAAGUACCUUAUGCUCGUGCUGGGCAUCUUGCAGGGGUUCAUGUCGAUCGCGCUGGGUCUGUACAUCGAUAGCCGCGAGCGUCCGUCACUUGCCGUCGUGAUCGUGGUGUUCACCAUUCUCGCGAUCGUGAACGAAGCAGGCAACGGGGCGAAUUUCUCCUUGGUGCCGCAUUGCAAUCCGAACUCGAAUGGCAUGAUGAGCGGUGUCGUCGGUGCGAUGGGCAACCUCGGCGGCGUGCUUUUCGCCCUCGUCUUCAGGUUCCAACCGAUCCCAUACGGCAAAGCCUUCUGGAUCGUGGGUAUCGUGACCGUUGGCGUCAACGCUGUCCUCUUGCCAGUUCGGGUGCCGAGGUGGUGA